Messenger RNA from Physella acuta, 7353 nucleotides. RefSeq lists its product as uncharacterized. Gene Ontology annotation, biological process: endoplasmic reticulum tubular network organization. Gene Ontology annotation, cellular component: endoplasmic reticulum membrane; endoplasmic reticulum tubular network; cytoplasmic microtubule. The record is from RefSeq and is a predicted model, not a curated record. Gene Ontology annotation, molecular function: microtubule binding. Lineage: Eukaryota; Metazoa; Mollusca; Gastropoda; Physidae.
AGCGUUCUCCAAGACGGUGCGUUAUAAUUUGUUGUGGAAAUGGUUUCGGCCAUGCAAAUGACCUUGACUCCAACCAAGUGUAACAGUUAACAGACAAUGGCCCACUGCGAUGGACCUGCAGGCUAUGGUGGCCCAUAAUGAACAGCUUCUGUCGGGAUGUUUUCCUCGUGGUAGAGUCACUGAUCAUACCUUAUGUCUAUAUCGCUUUCAGACUUGUGUUUGGCACGCUGUACCCAGCCUACGCUUCAUAUAAAGCCGUGAGGACAAAGAAUGUGAAAGAAUAUGUGAAAUGGAUGAUGUACUGGAUUGUGUUUGCUCUAUUUUGUUCUGUUGAAACAUUCUCUGAUGUCUUCCUUUCAUGGCUCCCCUUCUACUAUGAGUUGAAGAUUGUGUUUGUGCUAUGGAUGCUGUCUCCUAUGACACAAGGCUCCAGUUUUCUUUUCAAGAAGUUUGUCCACCCUCAGCUUGCUCGCAGAGAAAAAGAUAUAGAUGAAAUGAUUGAGCAAGCAAGUAAACAAGGCUACUCCACACUGCUUACCUUAGGCACCAAAGGCCUUCAAGCUGUCAUGAAAACGGCUAUCAUGGGUCAGUCAAAGCUUGUGGACCAUCUACGAAGGAGCUAUAGUACUAGUGAUUUAUCAAAUGAUGGACAGAAUCUUAUAAGUAGACACGAGGCUUUAGACAGUCAAGAUGAAGGCGAGGAUGAACUAGACAACAGACUUCUAGAGGACAAUGCUGAAUUAGAAAGGAGAUCUAGAGCUCAACUCUUGAAAAGUAAAAGCCCUGCCACAACCCUGUCACUGUCUAGUGUAAAGGAGGAGGAAGGGGAGGAUGGUGAACAUGUUAUAACAGAAACAUACUCUAUUCCUACCACAACUAGAAGACAUUAUUCCAUGAAAGAGGGCACAACAGCAGACAAUCGCAAGCUACGCAGUCAGUCCCUACCCCCAUCCUCUACUCCCUUUGUCAAAAAACCUUUAGUAAUUGCCAGUAGUAGCGUAAAUUCUAAAAGAAGUAUUUUUGAAAAUUCUAAAAGUAAAGAAAGCAAAAAUCAAGCUGAUAGUGAUUCUUUAAAUAAUCAGAAUACCUUACAGAAAACUAGCCAGAAUUACCCUGAGAAAAUUGUGGAGAAUGUGGUAAUUAGCACCAAUUCACCAGCCCAUGUUCCUAACACAGUGCCUUCUAAGCAACAUUUACUAGUUCGAUCCAUGUCACAAGACAGCGUGUUAGGCAGGAGGGUGCCAUUCAUAUCCCAGAAGAACACAAGGAGCAGAUGGCUGGCUAGAUCUCAGUCCCAUGACAGUACACAUAAAUCAGAAACCCCUCCCUUGUUAGCCAAGAGUGCAACGUUGGAAGCCAGUCCAUUGAAUCUCUCCACUACGUUAACUGUGAGUCAAGAAAUAAAAAAACCUGAGGCCGCUACAGAACAGACAGUGGAAGGUGAUCUGACAGCCAAAUCAAACAGUGCUGGUACUCAGCUGGUGAAACUACAAGAAGACUUGGUAGAGCAGAUAAUUUGGAGAAGUGUUUCAAAAUUUGCCAAGUUACCUGUGAUCGAGGAGGUGGCUACCAUUGAUUUUAUCAGCUCUAGUGAGGACCAAAAAGCACCAAGUUCAACUGGUCAGGUUCAAGAAGCUGAUGAUCCAAAUAAAAAUGAAGUGCAAGUCAUCAGUGUAGAUGAUUCUCAAGAAGAGUGUAACCUAAUCUUCAUUGAUGCAGAUGAAGAUUCUGAGCAGUCUGUAACACCAGUCAUGAAAGAUUCCCCACCUCGUCAUACUCCGUAUGAUGACGUAAAGCUUGCAGAGGACUUGAGAAGUCUUCAAGACAAUCAAGCAUUUGAAAGGCACAAAGACAUGCUUGGUUCUUCCUUUGAUGACUCAGACAGUGACACAAGCUAUAAGAAUACACUGGAUAACAAAGACUUUGAUAGCUGCUCAGAGUGGAGUGAUAACAGCAACUGGGAGACUUUCUCUGAACUGAACAGCUUGGACUCGGCUGGGCUCAGCCAAAAGGAAUCAGAUGUAGAUUCAAAGUUAGAUGAGGAAAAUGAAGGCCCCUGGAGCGCUCCUAACAGUCCUUUACCUAUGCCGAGAGAUCCCAGACAUUAUGAUAGAGAGGCUUAUGCCAAGAGCCUGCCAAUGAUUUCAUCACAGAGCAGUCAGCGUAGAGAUGAGUUUAACCAAAUCAUGGCCAGACUAAGAAGGGAGGUUAAUUCCCCGCCAGCAAGCCCCAGAGAGUAUUAUUCUGUGGGUAGAGAAACGCCUUAUGGGUUGGACAGGAGCUCCCCAGCCAGGUCUGAAGGCCAUCGCUUUGACCCUUUUCAGACAUGGCACCCACAGCCUGCCGUAAGAAAACUGUCGUAUCCGCCUGUAAAUUAUUUUACCCUGCCGGCUUCACACCCACAGGAGAGGGGAGGCAGAGGGGUGUUUAUGAGGUCAUCCAGCGCUGAGACCGGAAGCGGAGAGGCUAUGUUUUCUGGACAAGGCUACUUAUUCAACCCCCUUACAUCUGGAAUUACUCGCCCUAGGUCACACUCCAUAAGUUCGGAUCAGACACAAGGAGUACUUUAUCCACCUUAUUUGUCUAAGAGCCAUCCUUCCUAUUACUACAAAAAGAAAUAAAGGAAAGAAAAGAAUUUUUUUAGGUGUGGAAUUGUAGCAAUAGAUAGUUCAGAAUAGAGAUCAGGAUUAAAAUUAACAUUAUUUAAACAUUUGCAUAACACUAUAUUAGCACUGAAUCAAAUAGAGAAACCUCUGAUUAAAAAAAUUCCUUUGUUGAGUAUUUUAUGAUCCAGUUGUCAAGCAGAAGGGCAGUGUAAUUGUGUAGGAUGUAAUGAGCACCAUCAGAGACAAAGCAGAUAAAUACUUACGGCACAGUUCCCAGGUCUAGAGCCCGCACCAGAGCCACAACCAGAAAAUCCAUUCUUCCACCAUGAUCUCCAUGCCUUGAUUGUUCAAAGGUCUUUCGUAUUGUACAGCCAAUUGAGACUCAUCAUUUGCAUGGCCCAAAACUAAGAGAAAUUCAAUGUGAUGACCACCCCUCUGCAUCCUCUUCACUAUCUCAUUUGCUUGCAAAGAAUGAAACUCAUUUUUAUUAUGUAAAACAGUCGGUCAAGAUUUUGGCUCAAAAUUUCUAUUUUUCGUCUUGGAAUAAUUAAAUCCUAAUUUAUUUCAUAGCUGCUGAGCUCUUCUCUUGUUGUGACUGAAUUUCGUAGUUUUUAAUAGCCUUAUGGGCGUAAUUUUAAUGGUUUUUUUCUUCUGACAUAAAUACUCCAAAGGAAUUAAAAACUUGGUCUAGCAGUUAGUUGUUGGUUUUUUUUUUCUUAUACAAGAUAUGUACAGCUUUUAAUAUAGUUUCAUUUGCCUUAUUUGAAAAAUAUUUUUUUUUGCUUUAAGUUAGUUUUGAAAAGUUCUUUCUUCAUGGUACUACAACAGUUUUUCAGUUGUUGAUAUUUAUUAAUUUAGUUUUUUUCAUAGGUGUGUUUUGCCUUUGUUCUUUUUCACUCUUUUUGAGUCUUUUGUUCUGACACAAACUUCUCAUUAUUAAAGUCCUAUUUUUUAAAAAUAAUCAUUUGACAGGGUGAUUUUAUUUCAUCAAUGGAUUAUUGUAUUGUCAGGUAAAAUAAAAACAAUAUUUGGAUUUAAUAUAUAUAAUUGCUAGCACAAAUAUUAAAAACGUCUUAACAUUUUUUAACUACAUGUGACAGUGUAUUAUACUUUUGAAGAAAUUGUAAAUCUACAUAAACUUUACAACUAAAAUAAUUAUUUCUCUUCAUGGACAUUUGUUUAUUAUGUUUUUAGUUUCUAGAUCAUGCUGAAGUGACUGGUAAUGAUGAAAGAUUGUUUUACAGUGAAUUCUCCUUUAGUCAUUCAUGCUGGCCGAUAUAACUAUUUUUUUUUUACUAAAUUGGCUUAGAUUAAGAUGGGGUUUUUUUUUCCAAUAUCUUGCUCUAAUAUCAUAUCUAGCUGCCUUUAUAAUGUAAUAUAUUAAAAAUAUUACACGUUUUUGAUACCACUAUUCCCAUAACAAACCAUACAGUUUAGUCUUGUAACCAUUGCUCUUUCCAAAUCAUACUCAUAGAAAGUAAAAUACUAACAAUAAAUAUCAAACAUGUUUUUGACUAAGACCUAAAAUUUCCAUUAUAGUUAGGUAUUUAUUCCCUCAGCUAGUUGCUUUGGUAGUUUGACAAAUAUUAAUGCAAGGUUUGUAUAUGCUGCUAGUAUACAUUAACUAAAAGUUUUCAUUAAUGAUAACUUGAGCGUAACACCUAGUCAUCUGAAAUAUUUAAGAUAUUUAUAUCACAAACAAUUAUUUUCAGAGCUUUUUCAAACACAUUCCAUUUUUUGCAAUGUUUACAACUUUAAUUACUACUAGUAUACCAAGACUUAAUUAAACUUAUUAAUACCUAGCUGUUAAGAGUGGAAAUACCUAACGGUGGAAUUUUCCCAACCCAGCAUUUUUUUGUACAGAAGUAAUGUUGAUUGAGGUAUGUAAGACUGGUCAAGUGUUUGUUACUUUUUUUAUUGUUUCAUUUUGAGGUACGCCAGCAAUGUUUCAUACAACUGGGUUUGCAUGUUAGAUAACUCCCGAAUACACAUGACUCCAGCAUUAUCUCUCUUGUUAUUAUUGAGUUUUGAUUUCCUUCAUGAUGACCUGCAUGUGUGAACCACAACUUUGUGACAUCUUUUUAAAUUUGUCAUUUUGUAUGCUUUUUUAAAUUUAAAUUGCCAACUAAAUUCUCUGGAUAUCCACUGAAUCUGAUGACAUUGAUCAUUAUGUCCCUAUUGUUUUUAUUGCAAGUUAAUCUAAUGUCAUUAUGCCAAAAUGUUAAGCUUUUUUUUUUUAAAUUUUCUUAGCAACAUAAUUUUACCUGAGGACAUUCUAAAAAUGUUAGAGCAAUUCAUGUUUUGGGGGUUUUUUAAACAAAGAAUUUGAAUAAAACUGGUUUAACAAUCAAUUUUGUUUUAAUAUAUUUAUUUGGAAAUUGUUAAUUAUUGAGGACUAUACACUGAUAACACUGAAGUUUUUUUUUUGCACCAUGUAACUUUUUAUGCUGAAAGUGGAUGUGCAAUCUAAUUAAUAUGUACUUAUGUGAAAAAUGUCGUACAAUUUCAAAAUGUAUUCUAGAAAUGAAAAUCUGAGUAAUCCUCAAUUCAUAUGAUUGUGUUAUUAUUUGCUUUUUAAUAAUAUUUUGCAUUUGUUCUUCAUUUAAAAUUGGUAAGUUGAUAAAUAAAUAUAUUCAGGGUAACUUUCCCUUUCAUUUUAUUUUAUUUUGGAUUAUUAAAGGAAUUAUUUAUAACAAAUUUGAGAUUUUGAAAAAUGUUUUUUAUUUUCUUAACAUUAUCAUAGCUAAUACAACUAAUAUUAUUCUUUGAAGUUAUAAACUUACAAAAGCUUGAUCUGAAUAGGUUUAUGAUGCGAUGUAGAAUAUUUGUUUCAAUGGUUGUGCUAAGUAUGUGCAUAUCAAUUAGCUUUUCUUAGUUAAAUGACUAAUGAAAGGUGGUUAAAAGAAUAAUUAAUUCAAAUUUUAGAAAAACAUUUUAAAAUAGUAAGACGAGAAUAUUUUUUAAAACCAUUUUUAUAUAGCUUUUUAUAAAGAUAACUAUUUCAGAAUAUAUUGAGAAUGAGCAAACUGAUAUUGAAGGAUAUGUAUGUUUUUCAAUAGAAAUCUUUAGCUGCCUUUUUUGAACAUUGUGUGAUCCCCUCACUCAAACUUGCCACUUUUUAAUUAACACAUAAGUGUUAUGUGUAGCUUACACCUUUUUACACUGCAGUUUUGUUUGAACAAUAGUUGAAUCAGUAAAUCUAGAGUACAAUUUUUAAUCUAAUAUCAAAAUUCACAAAUAAACAUUUACAGCUCUGAUUAUUUACAAUAAUUCAAAACAAAACAUGAAUUUAAAAUAAGGAAAUUUCAUGGUUUAAGGUUGCUUUAAAUUUCUUUGUACUUAAUCCUCAACUUAGUAAAGACCAUGUCAUUGAACCUGUUUUUUUUUUUAAACAUCUGCAAUAUUUCAGUUAUUUAAUAUGAUGGAAUGUUUUGAACAUGGGGUAAUUGUUUUAAACUUUUGAGGAAUCUUAAAAGAUGUGUUAAUCUACAGUGUAUGGAGAUACGAACAUGAUGCUAUAUAACACAUGGGUACCAUUACUGUACUAAGUUCUUGUGACAGGAGGACAUUUACAAAAGUAAAAUCUUUAUUGUACUAAGAUGUUGGGUCAUCAAGACAAUCUAUUCUAGUGAACACCGAGCUUCCAGUAGCUUAUGAGCUUCCAUCUAUGUUUAAAACUUUAUUCAAAAAAAAUAUUAUUGGGUAUUCAUGAAAACCAAUCUAUACAAAGAUACUGUACAGAAAAAAAUAAUUGUUUAUGCUUGAUGUUCUUUUAAUUUAGUUCCACGUAUAAUGACUUGGCAUGUUUCUUUUAAAUGAUACAUUAGAAAAAUGUAUACCCUAUCACCAGAAUUUUGAUUGUGUGUAUACUUUCACAUUAGUUUUUGUGCAGUUUCAUAUUAACAAUAUAGUUGACAUGAGGCAUAUGGAGUUAUUCCCCAUUUACUGUUUGAUGUGUAUUUUUGAAUGAUUAUAUACAUUGUCUGCCUGAUACGAGUGCAUGCUGCUAGACCCAUUCCAUUUUUAUUUCAAGUUAUAAUUUAGUUAUUUAAUUACAAGAUGCAAAAAUUAUACGUCUAAUUUAUUUUCCAAUAAUUUUGUUGCUUUUCCAUUACAGUAGUGCAGUUUUUAAUAGUUUAAUAAACAUUAAUAUUUUUAUUAGAUGCUGAGAUUUUAUGAAUAGUUCUAACCUUAACUACGCAUCUGAUUUAUUUUUCUAUAGUGUUUGUUUGUUCAAUUACAGUAGUUAUUUUUUAAGCUUGAUUAAACUAACAUAUUUAAUUUAGGUCUUGAGCUUUUAUAUAUAAUGAUAAUUUUAAUUACAGAAGUCCUAUUUAUUAUGCUUGUUUCAAAUUAAGCUUUACAUUCAUCAUAUUUAUCUUAAGUAAUACAAUGUAGCCACUUGGAUACUAUAACAUUUGAAACAUUGUCUUAAAGAAUGAACUUCACCUCCCCAUUGAAAACACAAUUAAAAUGGUGUACUUAAAAUAUGUGGGUGUCAAAUAUUUUUAAUUUGUUGAUAAUUAUUCCUGAAAUAUUAAAUCAUUAAUUUUUACCCCCCACACUUUUUUUGUUAUUAUGCUCAAUAAAAAAUAUGUUUUCUGCUGUAGAUUUUAAUUUUGUUUUUUAAAAAAAUGAUCUGUUUCUUUUUAUAUUUGCACCAUUUAUUAUGAUGCUUUGCUGUUUACUUUGUUUUGUUGCAGAUGUAAAGAAAGAAAAACAAUUAAAUAAAUACUCUGAUCCAAUA